AUGGACGACAAUGGCCGUCCAACCCCCCGACCUCUCCAGCCAAGCCUGGUCUCCUCUUCCAAACGGGCGAGGAAACCAAGAAGGCGACAAAUACAAUUCUCCCUCGAGUCUCGGGAAGCCGUGACCGCUCCCUUCACUGAGUCCGCAAGGCCGUCGGCGAGCACGGAGCCAGAAUGGUCGCCCAGUCUGCAGCCGACACAACCUCCGCCCACAAGCUCUGGCAACCCACAACAGCAAUAUCCCCCUGUACCACCGAGCCAUGCCAGCCACACACAACAGCCUUAUGCCAUGGCGUCUGGAUAUCCUGAGCCGCCUCAGCAAUCGCCCUCUUGGGCACCUGGGCAUGCUGGCAAGCCUCAACAGCCUUAUAACACCCAGACUCAAGAGUCGUACGCAAUAGCUCUUGGAUACCCUGCUCAGGGACUGCAGCAGCCACACGAUAGGCCACCCCCGCCUCCGCAGUCGUUUUUUACUUUUAUUCAAGGAUAUGCCCAACAGAGCCAGCAGGCACGCGCGGCUUCACCCAGGUAUACUGAGCACGCUCCGCAGUCGGAUACCCAUCCGAACCAACAUCCGCAUCCCAUGGCACCUGUAUUCCUGGAUCACGCUCAGCAGCCGGGUACGGUGCCAUCUGGCCAUACCGAUCAGGGCCAGCCCCCGCAUGUUAUGGCACCUAGAUACGCAGGUCACGCUCAGCCUCAGCCGCCGAUACAUCUUCCCCCAGCACAGCAGUCGCACUUCUUACCACCAGGGAAUUCAGAUCAUGGCCAGCAACCGUACAACAGGCCACCAGAAGCUUCUUCUCGCCACGCUCACGGAAGCCGCCUGCAGUCUUAUUCGACGACACCAAAUCCUGGGGCGCUGCCGCCCGCUGUACCUGGAAGCCAGCUUCAGCCGUCCUUCGUACCGGUAGCAGGCCCCUCGGGCCCACAGGGUACACCUUUGCCGAACCGCCAACCUCCAGCUUCUGGAAGUCAGGCAGCGCCGGGUCCUUCGGCAAGCAGGUCAUCGCCAAGAAAGCGCUCCGCUGAGGAUCCCAUUCCCGAAGGAAGCAGAGGUCCUCCCCCGGCCAGGAGGCGGCGUGGAGUUGGCAGGAAGCAACCUCCCCGCCGCCCCGAUAUGCGUACGCAGAACGCGACCUUGCAGGCGUUUCAAUCGUUCGAGAAGAAAUUCAGAGACUUACAACAAAGCUACAGCGAGAAGAUUGACCGAGCGGAGCGGGAACUCGAGCAACGCGAAGAUGAAUUCAGGAGGCGCGAGCCUGGCAUGAGAGGCGAGUACCAGCACGUGUUGGAGUCCAUCAGGUUGGACCACGAGAGACAACGCAAACAUUGGAAGGGAGAGUUGCAGACGCAUGAGCGAAAGUGGAAUCAUGUGGUCCAGCAUGAGGACUUGUUAUGGCGAACGGCCUAUGCGGAGCUGGACCGGAUAUGGGAUAUGUGGCUCAAUGGUUACACCGAAGGCCAAGUCUCGAAAGAACUUGCCGAAUACAGCUUCGAGCUGGACAGAGCGACCUGGUACUUGGGUGCAAUCCCUGGAGAUGAAUUAUGGCGGCGUAUGCCUACAGAGCGGGCGGGAGUUCGUCCAUCGCAGCCACAGCGACCGCCCCAGCCACAGAAACAGCCACAACAUCAACCUCCGCCACACCAGCAGCCACAACCUCAACCUCAACCUCAACCUCAACAUCAAUAUCAACCUCCGCCGCAGCCACCUACCUCUGGCACUGCACCGCCAUCACCAGAAAAUCCGAACCCAGCAUUGACACCAACGACGACACCACCAUCAGGAUAUUCGCUUGCCUCAGCGUCGAUGCCGCCUCCCCCGCGUCCUUCGAGUACCACAACAUCAAUGCCGCCUCCCCCUCGUCCUUCGCGUACCACAACCUCAAUGCCACCGCUCCCUCGCCCUUCUAACACCACUCCGCCGAUUCCCACCCCCAACCACCCUUCUGACGCAGCAAGAACAAUGUCACUACCGUCACGCCCGAGAAGACCACCGAUAGUGCCACCGCCACCACUCCCCUACAUUGAAUUCCCCCCGUCACCGCCGCCUGAGCCAGGAAUUACACUGCUGCCACCGCUGCGCCCGAACAUAAGAACGGCAAUGCCGCCAUCCCCUCCUCCUGACAAGGCAACAACAACGACGCCUCCACCUGUGCUCCCUGACAUAGGAUUCGCAAGGCCCUCGCUGCCGCAUCCAAAUGCAACGGCGGCACUGAUAUCGCCACGACAGCCUUAUUUAAAGACGGUGGCGCCUCCAACGCAGUUUCCUCACGGUGCGGUGAAGAUGCCGGAGACGCCAGACCGUCUCAAACUCAGGGUGGUGGCGCCGGAGGGAGAGGAUGAUAGAGCACCGGCAAUGCCGCCGCAGCCACAUCCCCAUCCUCACAGGGCAACGGAGAUAUCCCAGCAGCCACGUCUCCUGGGACCAAGAACAAUCUCCCCAGAACUUCAUCCUCCCAGACCCAUAACGAUAUCCCCAGAACCCGAUCCUCACGUAGCAUCGACGAUUUCACCGCAGAUACAUCCCUACAGGCCAUUGGGAAUCCCAUCACUGCUGGGUCCCCAGCUACCUCUCAUCACAAAAGCCAUAACAGCGACACAGCCAUCGCACGAAGAUCCGUCUAGGCCACCGGAAAACCCACCACCGCUUCCUCCACAUAUAGCCGCAGCGAUAGCAGCGUUAAAGACACCACAGCAAGAUCUAUACAGCUCAUCAGAACCAAGCCCUUAUACAUCAAUGGCGAUGCCGCAGCCGUUGCAACCGGGCAGCUUCUACAGAACAAGGGUGGUAACGUCGAUAUCGCCGUCGCCCUCGCCACCACUAACAUGGUCAUUGUCACCGGAACCAGGACCAGCAACAGCACGAGCUCCGGUACCAGAACCAUCACCCUCACCUUCUCCACCACUGCCACCACCACGACGUCUCACAAUGGUAGAGUUGGAGCCAGCCACGGAUGCGGAGGAGGAAAACGGCAAGGACAAGGGAAAGGGAACAGGCAACGCUCAACAUACGGGCGAAGCUACGAGCAAAGGUAAGGAAAGGGCAACCACACCACCUGGAUUCAUGGCUCGACGGGGUGGCAUGGAUAAUGAUGAUGAUGAUGAUAACGAUGACGACUCAUACCUCCGCGAUGUUACCCGCGUCGGAUAUUGA
Messenger RNA from Fonsecaea erecta, 3156 nucleotides. RefSeq lists its product as hypothetical. Lineage: Eukaryota; Fungi; Ascomycota; Eurotiomycetes; Chaetothyriales; Herpotrichiellaceae. The transcript has a single exon. The record is from RefSeq and is a predicted model, not a curated record. Bases 1 to 3156 code for a protein of 1051 amino acids.